UGCAAUUCUGGAAGAUUCUGCAGGAAUCUUCCGAGUGGACCCCGUUUCAUUGGUUUAUUGUGGGGACUGUAUCUAGGAGCUAGGUGGGUUAGCCUUCCCUGUCAAAGCCACCACUGUGGUGGGGACUAAAGGUUUUAGGAGCCAAUGAGUGGAAUAGACUGAUACCUGCUCCUCACUGCAGACAUGUCAAAGAGACCAACCCAUGCCCCUCCCCCUCCCCCCGCCCCUACAACACAAACGCCCAACACUACCGGGUUUGUGGGGUACAACCCAUACAGCCAUCUGGCCUACAACAACUACAGACUGGGAGGGAGCCAAAGCAGCAACAGUCGGGUAACGAAUUCCCCUGGAAUAAAUAUCCCAAAGCCGCCCAAGCCACCUGAUAAGCCAUUGAUGCCAUAUAUGAGAUAUAGUCGUAAGGUUUGGGAUCAAGUAAAAGCCUCCAAUCCUGAUCUGAAGCUAUGGGAAAUUGGGAAGAUAAUCGGUGGCAUGUGGAGGGACCUCACUGAUGAGGAGAAACAGGAUUAUUUGAAUGACUACGAAGCAGAGAAGAUUGAGUAUAAUGAGAGCAUGAAGGCCUACCACAACUCGCCAGCCUACCUGGCUUACGUCACUGCAAAAAGCAGGGCCGAGGCAGCUCUGGAAGAGGAGAGCCGCCAGAGGCAGUCCAGACUGGACAAGGGCGAGCCUUACAUGAGCAUUCAGCCAGCGGAGGAUCCAGAUGAUUACGACGACGGGUUUUCUACAAAGCACUCGGCUGCAGCUCGUUUCCAACGCAACCACCGUCUGAUCAGCGAGAUCCUCAGUGAGAGCGUAGUCCCAGAUGUACGCUCAGUUGUUACCACUGCUCGCAUGCAGGUCCUCAAACGCCAGGUCCAGUCUUUGAUGGUACACCAGAGAAAGUUGGAGGCAGAGUUGCUUCAGAUUGAAGACCGCCACCAGGACAAGAAAAGGAAAUUCAUCGAAGCCACGGAGUCGUUCACAAACGAGCUCAAAAGGCUGUGCUGUAUGAAGGUGGAAGUGGACAUGGAGAAGAUCUCUGCAGAGAUCGCUGCAGCAGAAGAGGCAGCCCGCAAACGGAUGGCAGAACGUGAGAAGGAUGCGGGAGACAGAGGUGCAAGGGAUGCCCCCUCCUGUGUCUUAGCAGAGGAAGAAAAACACAUUUGUGCAACACAUGGCAACAAGUCCCAGCAAAAUUCUCUAAGUGAAAGUAGCAACAAAGAAGGCGAGGACGAGGAAUCCAACACCGUAGAUACACCAGACUCAGGGAAGCCGAAAGCCUCAGAGGAGCUUGAGGCUCAUCCAGGCAGUGAGGAAGGAGCGUCAGAGGACAAGGAGAGCGUCCCCGAGGGAGCCAUGGAGGAGGGAACCAGCGACAGUAACACAGGCUCAGAGACCACCUCUGCUCAGACAGAAGACACCCCGACUAGUGAGCCAUCAGAGGGGCCCAGCAGGGCAAGAGCAGCCCACUGAGUCCAGCACAGUUCACUGUCUGGGAACUAAAUAAAUAUCAUAUCGAUAUCACUCUCUGAUAACAUAAUAUUGCACAGCACCAUCUCAGUUUGUCGAAGCACAUGAAGAACCUUCAGAUGGGCUCAAUGUUUAACACGCCUGAGGCAAAGAUGAUGCGUUAGUUGAGUUUGAAAACCCCAAGGCUCACAGACGUGCGCCGAAAAAUAUAGAAAUGAAAAAUGUAAAAGCACUUGGAACCGACAAAGCGAUGGUCCUGUCUAAAAUCAAUGGCUGCCCAGGUGAAAGCACUACAUUUCCUCCACAGGCCUCACUGCCAUGUGGAGGACCCCAAACAAGCCCUGUUCAGCACACAUUGAUACAUAUCUCUAGCACUAUGUCUGGCAGACCCCAGAUCGCCGCUAAUUAAGACUGGCUAUAUGAAAAAAGCUGUCACAUGAAACAAACAUCGUUUAGUGUUAUAUUGAACUUUGUCCUUUGCAUUGUAGUGUCCUUGUUGCUUUUAUUGUUAUUUUUGCAUGAUGCAAUUUUUUAAAAAUAAGUUGGCAUACUUGUAAAGAGCGGAGCUGGGCGACCACCUCCUUGUUUACUAUCUGUAUCAGUAUUACAGUGACAGUAUUGUCUCAGGAGUUUGUAGUCAGUAGUGGUUAUUUUUGUUAUUUAUUAUCAGCAUUUUUAUUAUACUUGUGUAUCGGUUGUCCCAAGUCUCUCCAUGAAAAUAUCACAUGAUCAUCAAUGCUGUACAAUGCUUGACCACCAGUGUUCUGAAGUUUGCUAGCUGUCAAUCAAAUCAAAAGCAGUACGCUUAGAACAUUUCUGUGUUAUGAUCUAUAUCGCAAUUUUCAGCAGAAAACUUUUAAAUGUACCGUAAUUGUGUACACGGUGUAACGAGGUUUGCUUAAACAUGGAUUUUCAUGUCGUGAAACAGCUUGAAGAACAGUCAUAAACAUGCAGUCUUAAAAUGAAUUUCCUUUUGCAUAUUUAUACCAAUAAACUUUUCUACCCUGAACAA
This is a messenger RNA of Sebastes umbrosus (honeycomb rockfish), 2482 nucleotides long. Its product is annotated as SWI/SNF-related matrix-associated actin-dependent regulator of chromatin subfamily E member 1-like. Gene Ontology annotation, biological process: negative regulation of DNA-templated transcription. The transcript has 11 exons. Gene Ontology annotation, cellular component: SWI/SNF complex. Bases 184 to 1473 code for a protein of 429 amino acids. NCBI's taxonomy places the organism in Eukaryota, Metazoa, Chordata, Actinopteri, Perciformes, Sebastidae. Gene Ontology annotation, molecular function: nuclear receptor binding; nucleosomal DNA binding. The record is from RefSeq and is a predicted model, not a curated record.